AUGUCUCCGGAAUUCAACAGGGGGGACAUUAGAAUCUUGAGGGGGUACAUACCCCCAUCAGCUGUUCUUGUUGUCAUUAUCCAAGUCAUUGAGCAUCUUUUUGGUGUCAAAGAGCGGGGGAAUCUCGUCUACUGGUUCUGUGGGUACAACACAAGUUAUCAUGAGGAGGACCCAGUAGUCAACAUGUGGGGGUCGUCCAGAGUGCAUAUAGUGGCAGUUAAAGGACUCAAGGUGGUUAUUAGUGCGGAUGACUUCUUGCAUGGGAACUCCAAGACGUUCGGCAGCAAUGAGAACACCACCUGGAGACCAGGACAGCCAAAAGGAACAAAGCUUGAGGUAAUCAAAGAGAUAGCCAGAAAGGCUAGGCCAGCUUUGGAUUUUUUCCUCAAUACGUCGUCAUUCUGCCUGCUGAGUCCAUGA
Suillus clintonianus is the source of this 420-nucleotide messenger RNA. RefSeq lists its product as uncharacterized. The record is from RefSeq and is a predicted model, not a curated record. The transcript is spliced from 5 exons. Lineage: Eukaryota; Fungi; Basidiomycota; Agaricomycetes; Boletales; Suillaceae. Bases 1 to 420 code for a protein of 139 amino acids.